ACCAAAGCCCGGCCCGGCCAUGGACCGGAUGCACCCACGGGGCCCGGAAGGGCGGGGGGCGCCGCGGAGCGUGGGGACCCGCACCGGGGGGCGCUGAGCUCCGCCGCCCCCCCCCCGCUAUGAGCCUUGGUUGCGCCAAUCAUUGCAAAUGAAAAUGGAGGAAAUGCCUUUGUCUGGCCUGGAUAACAGCAAACUGGAGGCCGUGGCACAUGACAUGUACACGGAGCUGGUGGAUGACGCGUGCCUGGGGCUGUGCUUCGAGGUCCAUCGAGCUGUGAAAUGUGGAUACUUCUUCCUGGAUGACACCGACCCCGACAGCACCAAGGACUUCGAGAUCGUGGACCAGCCAGGUGUGGACAUCUUCGGGCAGGUUUACAACCAGUGGAAGAACAAGGAGUGUGUGUGUCCCAACUGCAGCCGCAGCAUCGCGGCCGCGCGCUUCGCCCCUCACCUGGAGAAGUGCCUGGGGAUGGGGCGGAACAGCAGCCGCAUUGCCAACCGCAGGAUCGCCAGCAGCAACACUCUGAACAAGUCAGAGAGUGACCAGGAGGACAAUGAUGACAUCAAUGACAACGACUGGUCCUAUGGCUCCGAGAAGAAAGGUGGGGGGGGGGGGGAGGGGGGGGGAGGGUUUGGGGUGAAACCUGCCAGGAAUGGUAAAAGUCAUGUUUUCUGUUGCCCCAUAGCAAAGAAGAGGAAAUCGGAUAAGAACCCGAACUCACCCCGAAGGUCCAAGUCCCUGAAACACAAGAACGGUGACAUCGGAGGGAACCCCGACCCCUUCAAGUACAGUAACUCCACUGGGAUCAACUAUGAGACCCUGGGACCUGAGGAGCUGCGGACGCUGCUGACAACGCAAUGCGGAGUCAUCUCUGAGCACACCAAGAAGAUGUGCACCAGGUCCCUGCGGUGUCCUCAGCACACAGAUGAGCAGCGGAGAUCAGUGCGGGUGUAUCUGCUGGGGCCCUCUGCGUGCCUCCCGGAGGCUGAGGCCCCCGAGGACCCCGAGAGCCUCGAGGCCGCCGAGAGCCAGAGCCGGGCGCUGCUGAGCCGCCUGCACUGGGACAGCUCCGACCUGUCCCCUGCGGACUCAGGCUCCUCCAAAGCCAGUACCAACCCCUCUGAGUCCCGCAAGGCCAAGAAGAAGAAGCCCCAUUUGGGUCUGGGGGGGGCUCCGGCCUUGGGGGGCUCCAAUAAGAAGAAGAAACCCAAACCCCCCCACCCGCACCCCCCAAGCAUCUACGAUGACAUCAACUGAGCUAUGGGGCCGGGGGGGGGCCCACACCCCCCCUAUGGUGCCUCUAUUUAUUGAUGUCUAUGGGGCUCGGAGAUGGGGCACAGCCCCCCCCAUGGUUGAGGAUGGAGGGGACCCCCCCACAAUGGGUUUGAAUGGGAUGGGGGCACUGGGGGGUGGG
Molecule: messenger RNA, 1415 nt
Organism: Melopsittacus undulatus (budgerigar)
Lineage: Eukaryota; Metazoa; Chordata; Aves; Psittaciformes; Psittaculidae
Gene: ATXN7L3
Product: ataxin 7 like 3
Exons: 12
Coding region: 149-1258 (369 amino acids)
Biological process (GO): regulation of transcription by RNA polymerase II; positive regulation of DNA-templated transcription
Cellular component (GO): DUBm complex; SAGA complex
Molecular function (GO): transcription coactivator activity
Source: RefSeq, a predicted model, not a curated record